Artibeus jamaicensis (Jamaican fruit-eating bat) is the source of this 3256-nucleotide messenger RNA. It is a transcript of the gene SLC19A3, whose product is annotated as solute carrier family 19 member 3. The transcript has 8 exons. Gene Ontology annotation, cellular component: plasma membrane. Bases 776 to 2254 code for a protein of 492 amino acids. Gene Ontology annotation, biological process: transmembrane transport; vitamin transport. The record is from RefSeq and is a predicted model, not a curated record. NCBI's taxonomy places the organism in Eukaryota, Metazoa, Chordata, Mammalia, Chiroptera, Phyllostomidae. Gene Ontology annotation, molecular function: thiamine transmembrane transporter activity.
CUUUACAGGACCUGGGAGAGGCCAGAUCCCUGCCACAGACAGCAGUGGGGCAGGAGGAACGUGAACUUCAAACCCCUAAGUCAUGCUCUUUCCAUUAGGCCCCAUUGUCCACAGAAAACCCAAGUCUGGAGAGAAAAAAAAAAACAAUAAGCCUAAAUCUGGGAAGGUCUGCCAUGAGAUGCCAAACUAUUAAAGCUGCUUUGGUAGUUUAACAACCAUUAGCAAAUCAUUUACGGUGCCAGGAAUAAACCGGAGGUUAUUUGGAUAGGCUGGAGGCAUGAGGAAUGGGAACAAGCAUGAGAAGAUUAAUUUCUGGAAAAGGACAAAGUCAUGCCUCUCAUACAGAUAUAAAAACAAACACGUAUUCAAGGAUUUACUAACUCAUUAAUGAGGAAACUGGUGUCGAAGAGGGGGACCGCAGAAGAGGGUGGGUUCCAGCGAACACAGCCAUGAGAAGGCGGUGACCUUGGCUGUGAGAAGUCAUCCUCUUGUCAGCUCAGUUCUAAGGCAGGGGACCCAAGACUCCAGUUAAGUGGCAACAGGAAGGAGCAGAAGACGGGACUGAAGACAAAACGGGACUUAGUUCUAGGAAGGAAUAAGCUCAAGCCACAAAAGGAACAGAUUGUAUUUUGACGCCCGCCAUCUGAAACACACCCUAGAAUAAACCGGAAUCAGAAUUCUGCGGCUGCAGCCAGGCCGUCUCGACUUUCUCACCAGAGGAAAAAUUACUGAACUUGGAACUGGGAAAACUGAGUCCAAGCGGAGGCUCUGAGCCAUGGCCUGUUCCCAAAUUUUGCCAAGCCGUUCCUGGAUUUAUCCCACUACCAUCCUCUGCUUGUUUGGGUUUUUCUCCACAUUGAGACCCUCAGAACCCUUCCUUAUUCCAUAUUUAUCUGGACCAUAUAAAAACCUGACCAGCGCGGAGAUAACCAAUGAGAUCCUACCCGUGUGGACAUACUCUUACCUGGUGCUGCUGCUCCCCGUGUUCGUCCUCACCGAUUUCGUCCGCUACAAGCCGGUCAUCGUCCUCCAGGGCGUCAGCUACGUCAUCACCUGGCUGCUGCUCUUGUUUGGCCAAGGAGUGCAAGCCAUGCAGGCGGUGGAGUUCUUCUACGGGAUGGUCACCGCCACCGAGGUGGCCUACUUCUCCUACAUCUACAGCAUGGUCAGCCCAGAGCACUACCAGAGAGUGAGCGGCUACUGCAGGGCCAUCACGCUGGUGGCCUACACAGCGGCCUCGGUGCUGGCCCAAGUCUUGGUGUCCCUGGCCAAAUUAUCGUACUUCUACCUCAACGUCAUAACUUUAGCCUCUGUCUCUGCGGCUUUCCUGUCCUCACUUUUUCUACCAAUGCCCAGGAAAAGCAUGUUUUUUCAUGCAAAAGCCAGCAAAGACAUCCAGAAGCCAGCAUGCACAAAUGUAGCAUCAGAUGAGGCACGUGGGGGGGAAGCACCCUGCUGCAAUGAGGAGAAACCCGCUCCGGGAACGGCCGCUGCUUCAGCGAACUGGGACGAUGGGCCUUUGGGUGGCCCAAAGCCAGAAAAUGUGGCUCUGAGAGUUUUUGUGCAGUGGUUCCAAGAUCUGAAGGAGUGCUAUUCCUCCAAACAUCUCUUUUACUGGUCCCUGUGGUGGGCUUUUUCCACAGCAGGUUUUAACCAGGUUUUGAACUACGUUCAAAUCCUGUGGGACUAUAAGGCACCAUCCCAAAAUUCUUCCGUCUAUAAUGGGGCGGUAGAAGCUAUUGCAACCUUUGGAGGGGCCGUGGCUGCCUUUGCGGUGGGUUACGUGAAAGUCAACUGGGACCUUCUGGGAGAGCUGGCCCUGGCGGUCUUCUCCGUGGUCAAUGCCGGCUCCUUGUUUCUCAUGCACUACACGACCAACAUCUGGGCCUGCUAUGCCGGCUACUUGACAUUCAAGUCCAGCUACAUGCUUCUUAUCACCAUAGCAGUAUUUCAGAUUGCCGUCAAUCUGAGUGUGGAACGAUACGCCCUGGUGUUUGGAAUCAACACCUUCAUUGCCCUGGUGAUUCAGACCCUUCUCACUGUGAUUGUAGUGGACCCGAGGGGGCUCAAUCUGCCAGUCAGCAUUCAGUUUUUGGUUUACGGGAGUUAUUUUGCUGUCAUUGCUGGAAUUUUCCUUAUUAGAAGCUUGUACAUUAUCUACUCAGCCAAAUGUCAAAAGGAAGUGCAGAGCUCUCCCCUAAGUCAGAAUGAACAAGAGCCACACCCAGAGGGACCCACGAAUGUCUACUCUUAAUGACUACAGCCUCUGAGCAAGACCUGUGCUGGUCACAAUGUCACUGAGUGCCAUAAAUUGACACUCAUCACAAGUCUGGAUUCCAAUGAACCUUUUCAAAACCACAGCAAAAUCCCAGCUUCAGACUGGAUAUCUUUAUGCCCAGCUGAACUGGAUGCAGUCCAAAGGACCCACUAAUGUCAAUUACAUGGCCCACGUUGGGACCCCAGUGGAUGGCAGGGACUGAAAAAUUCUGUUCUGAGCACUUGAAAGGACAUGCCAAUGACAUGGAAACAAACCACCAUCCUGGAGUUGACGUUCCCCAUCUGUGAGCCGAAGUGCUAACCGGACUGACCCUGCUUCCUGGCGUAGAUGGGUGUUUUAUCCUCCCAAAACAGGCAGCACGUGGAACAGUUUUUGUCACAUGAGUCAUUUUCCUUUUUCUCCCAUUAAGUGUAUUUCUGUAUAACAGUUCUCUAAGAGAACUACAAAGCUUGGUCCCAUUUCUAAGGAUUCCUCUCAGAUCUUGAUAACUCAGCAUAUGAUGAGCAAGCUUUUAUUUGAUAAUAUCACAAUUUGAUUUUUUAUGAUAAUUUUUCACUUUGAACUUUGCUGAGCUUUAUUGUUGAAACUCUACAUAAUAAUUCCUCAACAAUAAUUGCAGACACUCCAGUGUGUCCCCAGAAUGACAUUCAUCUCAAUUCCUAGCGGCCCAAGGAGAGACAAUGUGCUUUCUUCCUGCCAGGACCCCAGAUAGGGGUUGUACUGCUACGUCAGUGUAAUGUCUGUCUAAAACAGAAAACUUGAGCAGGAAUUCCAUAGGUUUCUACAAGUAUUCAUAAAUAAGAAUGCACUGAUUGGGGGUGGGCACCUAAUUAUUAAAUGGCAGAGAUUGUACUAAAUAAAAUAAAGUGUACAGAAAUAUUAAAGAAUCUUUCUAAUUUUCUGAUGAGUUGUGCUGAAAAUUGUCUGAGCUGGUCUGCCCUUUGAAACUUCAGCAGAGGAUGCAUUGAGCAGUAUGGC